Molecule: messenger RNA, 2210 nt
Organism: Exophiala oligosperma
Lineage: Eukaryota; Fungi; Ascomycota; Eurotiomycetes; Chaetothyriales; Herpotrichiellaceae
Exons: 1
Coding region: 389-2113 (574 amino acids)
Molecular function (GO): flavin adenine dinucleotide binding; N,N-dimethylaniline monooxygenase activity; NADP binding
Source: RefSeq, a predicted model, not a curated record
AUCGUCAUGGCCGUGUCUACGGGAGGUAGGAGCAUCAAUCGUGUGCUCGAUCGACCCAUUGGUCGCGGUGUUUGAGCUCAUUGUCGUCGCUCUUGUCACUCUACAGUCACUGAGGACACAUUGAAUAUCCCGUACCUUUAUGAGCCACCAAUCGCCACAUCCGUACAGCCAUCAAGACUCUAUUCGGCAUGUCCUUCAACUGGAGCUCCCCACCAGACCCUUCCCCAAACCGAUACGGAUGUAUGAUGCCAACUUGUUAAGAGAUAUAGGCAGCAUGGGAAGCAUGUAGCCGGUUUGCGGUCUCACCACCAUCGUUUCACAGUCGGAGUCAGGUUCAAGGUCCAAGUCGGCACAUUAUUCUGUUUUCUGAAAGGAUAUAUUAGAUGCAAUGAUGUGUGUCAUUUACACAUAUUCUUGUGCACAACUGAGCCUCAUGCGACGAGCUAUUACCUUCACGGAGCAGAAACUCGAAAUGUCAUUCUCAACAAACCAAGAACCCCGCCUGAUCAUCAUCGGAGGCGGAGUCGCGGCAAUCGCCCUCGGUGUGAAGUUGAAGACUGGGUUGGGCUAUACAAAUUUCACUGCCUACGAGAAAGAGGAUGGCGUCGGGGGAGUCUGGCGCACCAACACCUAUCCAGGGGUAGGUUGCGAUGUCGACUCGCACUUGUACUCGUUCUCAUUCAAUCUUAACCCCAACUGGUCUCGACGGUUUGCAGAUCAGGCCGAGAUUCUUCGGUAUAUGGAUGAUACUGUGGACAAGUUCGGCAUCCGCGAUCACUUUGUCUUUCGUACCAAGGUCACAGAUGCGACGUGGAUAGAAGAGAAAGGAGUAUGGAGAGUCGGUCUAUACGACCUCGACACAAAACAUCAUUUCACCAGGGAGGCGGAGAUUUUGGUCUCCGGCUGUGGCGUGCAGUCCUAUCCCAAGGCAUGCGACAUACCAGGGAGCGAAAAGUAUCAGGGAACGAUCUGGCACUCAGCUCGCUGGAACCACGACUAUGAUUUACAAGAUCGUCGCGUUGCUGUUGUCGGCAAUGGAUGCUCGGCUGCCCAACUGGUUCCGCACCUGGUCAAAGAUGCCUCACAAGUUUAUCAAUUCCAACGUUCGCCCCAAUGGAUCAAUGAGCGGCCAAACGGUUAUUUCACCGGUUUCGAUAAAUUUUGUUUCCGCUAUCUGCCCCUGUGGAACAGGCUGUACCGAUUCUACUUGUGGAAGACCACUGACGCACUGCAUGAACUCUACACCUCUGAAACGCCGCACGCUAUCAAAGCCCGAGCGGCGGCACAAGCGGCAACAACAGCUUAUAUGAAGAAAACAGCCCCAGAAAAAUAUCACCAUCUUCUGAUUCCGGAUUUUCCUCUGGGAUGCAAACGUCGGGUAUUUAAUCCAGGAUGGCUGGAAUGUCUCUACAGCCCCAAUCUCGAGCUUACCAAUGAGAAGAUCAUCGAGUUUACAGAACAUGGGCUCAAAACGGAGAAGAGAACGAUCGACGUGGAUGCUGUCGUUUUGAGCACCGGGUACAACAUGCAAGAAUUUCUCUCGCCUAUCAAGGUGGUCGGCCGCGACGGCCUCACACUCUCUGAUCACUGGAAGAAGACUCGUGGCGCGCAGGCCUAUAAGGGAACGUUCGUCAGUGGCUUCCCUAACUUUGGAAUUGUGUUUGGGCCGAAUUCCUUCCCUGCGCACAAUUCGGUCAUCUACACCAACGAAGUUCAAGUCGAGUUCAUCAUCAAAACGGUUAUUCAGCCGAUCGUGGCCGGGAAUUUCAAGACUAUCGACGUCAAAGAGACUGCAGAGAAUAUCGACGCAAAUUUCGUUCAGAGGAGGCUCAAGACGAUGGUCUGGAGUGCCAACUGUACGAAUUGGAAUCGGGAUGCUCAUGGACGUAACACCACCAAUUACCAUGACAGCACCUGGAUGUUUUGGUAUCGUUUGUACUGGCCGGCUUGGAAGGACUUCAACGUGUCGGGUGGAAAGGGCAAACAGCCAAUCCAUCCUGGGUGGAAGUUGGCCGUCAACGCACUCGGCUUUGGUUGUUUGGCAGAGGCCGCAUUCUACUUUUCUCCAACUCUGUUGAAGGCAUUUGCCAACCUCAAAGCACACUCAUUGUAGAUAGCCGACUCAGAGCGGGGUGAAACACAUAGCCGAGAUACUAGUUGUUUGCUCGAAUAGGCUCACGAGGCUACCAUCAAAAUUGCGACUAUAAACC